AUGAAUUUAUCCAUUUCAAGCUUAAAUUCAAAAGAACCACAAGAUGACCAACUGAAAAAUACUGUUGGCUCUAAUUCUGCCAAUAACGAAGACAAUAGAGAUAGGAAAGUUUUACUGCAGUCAAAUAAUAUGCACCAUGAUCGCGUACAGAACAAAACCCCCACCAAUAACAACAAACGCAAAAGAAGGAGAACAACGGUUGUUUGUCUGAAUUGCAAAAAAAGAAAAAUAAAAUGUGAUCGACAGAAACCAGCAUGUGGAAAUUGCCUUAAAAGCAAUGCUGCUCAAUUUUGUUUUUAUGCACAUCCAGAAUGGGCAAUAGACAAUCAAAUAGAGUGUUUUGAUGAGGAAAGGGAUGAUAAUUCUAAUCCUUAUAAGAGUAAAAGUCCUGAAGAAAAUGAUAUGACAACAAAAUCAUCCCCCAGUAAAAGAUCUUCACUAUCGGAAACAUCACCACGCGUACAUUCUACUGCCAACCUUGCUGGUGUUUCCUCAGGCACUUUUCAUAAUGACUCUUCUUCUACUAACCAGGAAAAAUUUAUGCAAGAAAAAUUUGAGAUUAUUUGCGAAAAAUUAAAUAUUUUAAGCCAAGAAAUUCAAAGUUUAAAAAAUAAACAUAAUAAUACGGAUAUAGGUGACCCAUUUAACUCAAUAAGUAAUUCAGAAAGUGAUCCCUACACCGGAAGUAGUGACCCCAAUCAUAAUAACCCAAACUUGCUAAAUUUUAGGUAUAAUGAUAUAAUUGAUUUCCAUGAUUUUUAUGAUUCUUAUGAAUCAAAACGCUCCACAGAUAUAGACUUUAAGCCGUUAACUACUACCUCUAUGUGUUCCAAGGAUGUUUAUAUUUCUUUAAUAUUUAAGUACUACAUGGCUAGGAAAUGGUAUAUAGAAUUAUUAGAGAAACCACAUGCCAAUGCUACCAGUAACAGCAACAAAAAUAAUACCCAGGAUGAUAGGUAUACGGAAACCUGUAAUCCGGAUGGUAGUUCAAACGCUAAUUCAUCUCAGGAUAAGAAUAUGUUAGAUAAAAAGUUGCCUCAUUCUAUGGUAGAGACAAUGUUAUUGAAUAAUGAUAAACCUUCCCUUGAGGAAAAGGCCCUUUUAAAGGAAUUUUCAAAGCAAAGGGAUAAAAGAUUCAGCACAUUUAAUAUACUAGGCAAUUAUUGCAACAAUCAUUUGGAUUUAAAUACAACUAAUUAUUUAAAAAGCGAAAUUAUUGAAUUAUUACCUAGGAAGUCGGUACUUGUUUAUUAUUUGGACAUUUUUUGGAAAUAUGUUUACCCGCAUCUUCCAAUUUUAGACAAGAAUGAAUUUACCGAUGAAAUAGAUAAAAUACUUGUAUGGGAUGAAGAGAAGAAGGGAAACAGUGGCGGAAAUGGCGAUGGAGAUUAUAACGGCAGCACUGAAGAUAAUAGGAAAGUUAUACAUCUUAAGACUAAAGAAACAUUUGAUUUGGCUCGAGUAGCUAUAUUAUUAUUGGUUUUAAGAUUUGCAUUUAUUUCCAUAUCCACACAAUUGAAAAUGAGUUCUAAAGAUAAAAAAUACAUUACACAGAACGCAAUAAGUGUGGACAGUGUUUAUUUGGCAAAUAAAUGUUUAUCCCGGUUUAAAAUUUUCAGAAAAACCAAAAUAAUUCUUCUACAAGCCUUAUUGUUGUUAAAAUACUACACUUUAUUUUCACCGGAGGACGGAGAUGGUGUAGAUUUCACUCAAGGUGUUAUAGUAAAUACUACCAUUGCACAAAUGGCAUAUACUAUGGGGUUAAAUCGGGAUCCUUCCAAUUUCUCAUAUUUUGAAAAUAAAGAUGAGAGGAAACUGUACUUAUCUAGGAAACUUUGGUGGCAUCUUGUAUCCAUGAAUAGAAGACAUUCCAUAAUAAGUGGUAAUACUAGCAUUUUUUUAAAUUGUCUAGUAGAUACAGAUGUUCAAAUUCCUGCUCCGCCCCCAUCCAAUGAUUCUGAGUUGCUAGAAAAUACUUUUUGCAAACUGACUGAUAGUUCGGAAUAUAUUGAAGAAUUGUUGGCUAGUAUGAUAGCAUUGGUAAAUAGGGUUCGUGAUGUGCCUAAAGUUUCUAGUAUUUUAAAAAUUAUGAAUGAUGUACAAUAUUACCUUGAUUAUUACAACUUUAAUAUUGAAGAUUUGAAAAUAAUCCCUCGAUGUGACAAAAAACAGGAAAAGGAAAACGGCGGAUCUGAAAUUAACGAAGAACAAAUUGUUGUAAGCUUAAUUAACUGCAAAAUUUUAGAAUUACAAUUACUUUUUAGGAGUUGUAAAUUACUACUCUACCAUUCGAUUUUUUUACAUUAUGAAUCAAUUAAAAAGGAAGAUCAUGCAAAAGCGUCUGAAUUCUUACUUAAAUGUUUAGAAGAGUUGGUUGCAUGUUGUAAUUUAUCACAUGACUAUUUAUCAGGCAAAUAUGAAAAAUAUAUUUUGUAUAAAUUCAAUUUCCAACUAAAUAGACUGGUGCAAGUUAUAGUGGAACGGUGUUGUUAUAUGUUUUCGUCUGUUUCUUUAAGGUGUUGUUGUGCUAUUGAUUUGAAGAAUGAAACAGAGGCGAAUAACAAUAUUUAUGUUAAUACUUUUGAAUUAUGCCUAAAAAUAUUUAAUGAAAUGGGAUCCAUUUUAUUUAAUAAAAUAGGAGUAAAAUAUUUUCAAGGGUAUAAGUCAUUGCUUACACUGAGGUUCAUUUUAAAGUUUCUAAGUUAUUAUCCACCAAACGCUACGUUUAACGUGAUGUUCCAAUUUUUGUUGGGGUUAUAUGGACAUAAAAAUUUUAGAAACACAAAUACAGUUUUAACUAAUGGUGCUGUUAUGCUAAGUGAAAAAUUUAAUGAGUUGGUUAUUAAUUGGAAUUUCCAUUCCAUUAGACAAAAAAAUAAAUUUUUCAAAAACACCAUUGCGGAUACUACUGUCUGUUUGAAAGUUUUGAAAUUACUAGAAAACUCAAUACCUUUACAAAACAGACUCUAUGAAUAUAAAAAUAACAAUGGGAACGAUAAUAUUGCCUUUGGGAAUCUUGAAAAUAGUAAUUCUGAUAAUGGUAAUGGUAAUGGUAAUAAUGAUGCUAGAAACAAUACCCAUCGGGACAAAAUGAAACCUUUUUCAAAGAAUACAGAACAUCAAUCAAAGAAUACAUUUAAUAAUUCAGAUGAUUUUGAUGAUUCACUGCCCAAUAUAUUAUCAAGUGAUAAAAUGGUUUCUGAAUUGAUUCCAGGUCUAAUAGAUGAUUUCCCAUUUGAUGAUUUGAAAUUAUUGGAAGAAUUUGGUAAAUUUGAUUCUCAAGCUUUAGAUUUAGAUAGUUUAGUGGAUUUGGAGGAAUUUAAAAAGUUAUUUGAAGAAAAUAAUGACAAAACUAAUAUAUAG
Molecule: messenger RNA, 3363 nt
Organism: Saccharomycodes ludwigii
Lineage: Eukaryota; Fungi; Ascomycota; Saccharomycetes; Saccharomycodales; Saccharomycodaceae
Exons: 1
Coding region: 1-3363 (1120 amino acids)
Biological process (GO): regulation of DNA-templated transcription; DNA-templated transcription
Molecular function (GO): DNA binding; DNA-binding transcription factor activity, RNA polymerase II-specific; zinc ion binding
Source: RefSeq, a predicted model, not a curated record